UAUUUAUUUCUAGGUAGUCCUCUCUACCACAUGGAAUCAGGAAAUGAUACACAGAUUUCAGAAUUUCUUCUGCUGGGAUUAUCAAAGAAACCAGAACUGCAGCCCCUCAUAUUUGGGCUUUUCUUCACCAUGUACCUGAUCACUGUGUUUGGGAACCUGCUCAUUCUCCUGGCUGUCAGCUCUGACUCCCACCUCCACACACCCAUGUACUUCUUCCUCUCCAACCUGUCCUUUGUAGACAUCUGUUUCAUCUCCACCACUAUCCCAAAGAUGCUGUGGAACAUCCAGAUGCAGAGCAAAGGUAUAACGUAUGCAGGCUGCAUCAGCCAGAUAUACUUUUUACUACUCUUUGCAGGGUUGGACGACUUCCUCCUGGCUGUGAUGGCCUAUGAUCGGUAUGUGGCCAUCUGUCACCCUCUGCAUUACACAGUCAUCAUGUACCCCCGGCUCUGUGGGCUGCUGUUGCUGAUGUCCUGGAUCAUAAGUGCCCUGAAUUCCUUGUUACAAAGCUUAAUGAUAUUGAGGUUGUCCUUCUGCACAGUCUUGGAAAUCCCCCACUUUUUCUGUGAACUCAAUCAGGUGGUCCAAUGUGCCUGUUGUGACACCGUCCUGAAUGACAUGGUGAUGUAUUCUGCAUCUGGUGUGUUAGGUGGAGGUCCAUUUGUGGGGAUACUUUAUUCUUACUCGAAGAUAGUUUCCUCUGUGAGAGGUGUCUCAACAGCUCAGGGGAAGUAUAGAGCAUUUUCCACCUGUGCAUCUCACCUCUCAAUUGUUGCCUUAUUUUAUUGUACAGGCCUAGGAGUGUACCUUAGCUCUGCAGCUACACACGGUUCACACUCAAGUGCAGCAGCCUCAGUGAUGUACACUGUGAUCACGCCCAUGCUGAACCCCUUCAUCUACAGUCUGCGGAAUAAAGAUAUAAAGGGGGCUCUGAAAAGAUUCAUUGGGAGGGCGUCUACAAAACAUCAGCUUUUCUGGGACUGA
This is a messenger RNA of Hippopotamus amphibius kiboko, 984 nucleotides long. Its product is annotated as olfactory receptor 7A17-like. The transcript has a single exon. Gene Ontology annotation, cellular component: membrane. Gene Ontology annotation, biological process: G protein-coupled receptor signaling pathway. Gene Ontology annotation, molecular function: G protein-coupled receptor activity; olfactory receptor activity. The record is from RefSeq and is a predicted model, not a curated record. NCBI's taxonomy places the organism in Eukaryota, Metazoa, Chordata, Mammalia, Artiodactyla, Hippopotamidae. Bases 31 to 984 code for a protein of 317 amino acids.